AUGCCCCGGCACCCUUUGAAAAUCGGUGGGCAGUUCCAACAGUCUGCCCAGUGGCAGCAACCUUUGCCAGACGGGAGUGUUGCCACAGUGUACCUGAUCGCUGAUCAGGAUAACCUCCAGCAAGCAGCAAGAAGGUUGAACUUCGUGGGACAUGGUGCCAUCAUUGUCAUGGAUUGUCAUGGAUGGAAUCUGAAAGCGGCCGCCGGAAAGCUUUGUUUGUUGAGCAUUGCUUUCAUGGAUGGCACUCCACAGCUCUUCCUGAUUGACGUGCUACAAUUGGGUGAGCAAGUUUGUACCCUCAUGCCCUUUUUCACCAAUCCAAAUGCGUCCAAGUUCACGGCCGACGCCUCCACCCACGCUACGGUGCUGGCCCACAAGUUCGGAAUCAACUUGGCGGGGGUGAUCGAUGCGCAGUGGGCCUAUGAAACGCUUCAGAAGAAAACGAUGGUGAGGCCUCUUGAGGUGCUUGACUGGUGUGGCCUAGCUCCACCAGACUUCAAGCAAGAGACUCUGCAAUUGGAAGGAACUCCUGAGGUGUGGGGCCAAAGACCUCUGCCACAACGGACCUUGACCCAUGCCGCGCAAGGCAUUGGCCUACUCCAGGCGGCGGCUGCGGUGGUUUGGAAGCGCCUUGCAGUGGCCUUUGGCAAGGAUGUGUUCGAGAAGGUGUCCAGUGCGUCUCGCCAGCGCGCCGAGAUGGCGGCCGCCGCCGGAUGGGCCUGCCGCCACGCGGGGCUCUUCACCGCGGAGCAGGCGCACGGUGGGUGGAACGGUCGGGACUAUGAGACGCCCGACAAGGACUCUGAGAUGGAGGAUUGGCUGGCGAAGCGCUUCGGCAAGGAACCCUCGAGCACCUCCGCCGCCCUCCGAGCACGCUCUGCUGAGCGUCCCAAGCUGCCCGAGACUGCGUUUCGAAGCUUGGUGGGAGAGGGAGACAGUCCGCGUACCGCUGCCUGGCGAGCGCGCUUGGCCGAGAUGAAUCCUCCCCGCAUCAUUCCGUCCCGGCAGCGCUCCGCCAGUCCCACCCUGCACUCGUGGCUCGAGCGGCGAGAGACCGCGCGCGCCGAGAAGAGGAAGGAGGGCGCUGCGCAUCGUGCUUCCAGCUUACCCUCACGCAGAAGGGAAAGGGAUCAGGACGGGGGGCCAGGGGGAGUUGGGUCGUGGAUGAGCUCUUUGGUUGAUCGUGAAAACAGCAGCUGGAUGGUCGAGUCAUCCGGAUGGAUUGGAAAGAAGUUGGGGGUGUCCCAUUACUUGAUUACUUGUAACAGUCGGUAA
Molecule: messenger RNA, 1275 nt
Organism: Durusdinium trenchii
Lineage: Eukaryota; Dinophyceae; Suessiales; Symbiodiniaceae
Source: the annotation of a GenBank genome assembly